Molecule: messenger RNA, 1212 nt
Organism: Oncorhynchus masou masou (cherry salmon)
Lineage: Eukaryota; Metazoa; Chordata; Actinopteri; Salmoniformes; Salmonidae
Product: paired mesoderm homeobox protein 2B-like
Exons: 3
Coding region: 81-980 (299 amino acids)
Biological process (GO): regulation of transcription by RNA polymerase II; enteric nervous system development
Molecular function (GO): RNA polymerase II transcription regulatory region sequence-specific DNA binding; DNA-binding transcription factor activity, RNA polymerase II-specific
Source: RefSeq, a predicted model, not a curated record
UCAUUUCUCCCCAACAUAUCUCGCGUUCUUAUCAUUUUUCCUGGGAAGUGCGGCUUUCUUUAUCCACGGAGCCUUUUCAAAUGUAUAAAAUGGAGUAUUCUUACUUAAAUUCCUCUGCCUACGAGUCAUGUAUGGCCGGGAUGGACACGUCAAGCUUGGCAUCAGCCUACGCGGACUUCAGCUCGUGCAGUCAAGCCAGUGGGUUUCAGUACAAUCCGAUCAGGACCACGUUUGGGGCUACCUCCGGCUGCCCGUCGCUCACGCCGGGGUCUUGCAGUCUGGGGACCCUGCGGGACCACCAAAGCAGCCCGUACGCUGCAGUUCCUUACAAACUCUUUACGGAUCAUGGUGGACUGAACGAGAAGAGAAAGCAGAGGCGCAUUCGGACCACUUUUACCAGCGCACAGCUCAAGGAGCUCGAGAGGGUUUUUGCAGAGACCCACUACCCGGAUAUCUACACACGAGAAGAGCUGGCGCUCAAAAUCGAUUUGACUGAAGCCAGAGUACAGGUAGGCUAUGAUAUCCGGCGCUAUCCUCACCUUAUCCAAGUGUGGUUCCAAAACCGACGCGCCAAAUUCCGCAAGCAAGAGCGCGCGGCAUCUGCUGCCGCUGCAGCUGCCAAGAAUGGCUCCGGGAAGAAGUCGGACUCUAGGGACGAGGACAGUAAAGAAACCAAAUCUACCGAUCCUGACAGCACCGGAGGACCAGGGCCCAACCCCGUCCCGACGUCCAACUGCAGCGGGCCCAGUCCAACCAGUGGCCAAGUCAACAUUUCCAGCGGAAACGGACAAGUGGACCAAGGGAAGACAUCAGUGUCUCCCGGCAUGUGUGGAAACACAGCGAUUCAAGGCUGGGCUUCUGCCCCCGGCACCAUCACCUCUAUCCCGGACUCAUUGGGUGGACCGUUCGCCAGCGUACUGUCCUCUUUGCAAAGACAGAACGGAGCCAAAGCUACGUUAGUAAAGACAAGCAUGUUCUAAUAUAGCGGAGACCCAUUGACAAAAUCAACAAGAGAAACAUGGUUUACUGACUCCGGUAACCGAGGAGUGUUGAGUCCGUGGAAGGAGGGAUGUUACAAGACAGACAGAAGGACACUGAUAGGCCAAUCAUAACCGCAGUUGUAAAAAGAUGAAGAUUACUACUUUUAUUUUUUUGCCUCACGCCUUCCUUCUCGGUUAUCGUCUGGUAUUGUGGUCAUUCUGCACUUAUAAC